Prorocentrum cordatum is the source of this 1182-nucleotide messenger RNA. The record is from the annotation of a GenBank genome assembly. Lineage: Eukaryota; Dinophyceae; Prorocentrales; Prorocentraceae.
AUGCCGCCCGAGCGCGACGGGCACCCCGAGCCCGACGGGCCGCCCGGGCACCCCGAGCCUCACAACCCUCAUGGGCCGCCUGGGCAGCACGCGCUGGCCGCGGCCGAGGCGGCGGAGGGCCGCGAGGCGGCGGCGCCGCUGGGGCCGGGCGAGGCCGAGGGCCGCGAGGUGGCCCACGACGAGCGGCCUGACCUGGCGGCCGAUUCGCGCCCAGAUGCUGUGGACGGGCACCGCCCCGAACCUGGCGGCCAGGAAGCGGAGGAGGUCCCAGACCUCCUGCCUUCCUUGCAAGACGUGGGCCUCUCGGAGGAGAACUUGCAGUACCUCGGGUCGGAGAUCAGCGGCGCCCUGUCCAGCCUCUUCGCUGCUGGUGCCGCGGGUGCAGGGACCCUGGCAGAGUAUGGGGCCGCGGGGGCAGAGCAAGUUGCAAUAUAUGGCUCCGCUGGUGCAGGGACACUGGCAGAGUAUGGGGCCGCGGGGGCAGAGCAAGUUGCAAUAUAUGGCGCUGCUGGUGCAGAAACACUGGCAGAGUAUGGCGCCGUGGGUGCAGAGCAAGUGGCAAUAUAUGGCGCCGCUGGUGCAGAGACACUGGCAGAGUAUGGCGCCGUGGGUGCAGAGCAAGUGGCAAUAUAUGGUGCCGCGGGAGCAGGUCAACUGGCAGAAUAUGGCGCCGCGGGUGCAGAGCAAGUGGCAAUAUAUGGUGCCGCGGGAGCAGGCCAACUGGCAGAAUACGGCGCCGCGGGCGCAGAACAAGUGGCAGUACUUGGCUCAGUGGGUGCAGGGCACUUGGCCCUCCUUGGGGCUGUCGGUGCCGAGCAGGUGGCUCUCCUGGCGGACUUCAACGAACCGGAGGUCGCCGACGCUAGUGACUUGGAGGACGGUAGGCCUCCCCUCGUGCCGCACACGGGGGAGAACCCGUUGCACGUCGAGACGGAGGUGUCGAGUGCUCUGGGCAGCAUCGUCUUCCCACGCGUCCAGCCCGACGGCUCGAUGCGCAUGUCCUACCGCUCCCAGUGGAGCCCACAAGCUCUCAGGAAGCUCCUCCUCCUGCUCCUGCGGGUAUCCUCCCUCUCUCUCCCUUCUCCCUCCUGCCCCCAGAAGCAAGCUUUGCUCUCAGGAAGCGAGAGUUUGUCGGGCCAAUCUACUGUUGCUGGAGGAUGCCGCUGGCAAGAGACGACGUGA